AUGUCCCCCAAGGACUCUUCCAAAAAGCUAUAUUUUGGCCUAACGGGAGGAUGGCUCACCUUUUGGAUCACUAUCGCGUGUGCCACAGACAUGACCCUUUUUGGGUAUGAUCAGGGUGUCUUUGGCGGUGUGAUUGUGACAGAUGAUUUCCUUGAUGUUUUGGAUCUCAAUGGAAAGACUUCGAUGAUCUCAACUAUCACUGCCUUAUACGAUGUUGGAUGUUUCUUUGGUGCCAUUGCCUCUAUGGUCAUGGGAGAGAGGCUUGGCCGAAAGAAGACCAUUCUAUUGGGAACAAUCAUCAUGUCUAUCGGCGCCAUCCUUCAGAUCACCGCCUAUGGUAUCCCUCAGAUGAUCGUUGGUCGAGUUGUUGCUGGAAUAGGCAACGGUAUCAACACGGCCACUGCACCGGUGUGGCAAGGUGAAACGUCGCAAGUCAAGUGGAGAGGUAAACUGGUAGUGAUCGAGCUGAUCAUGUGUAUUGCGGGCUACUCUCUCUCCACCUGGAUGACAUUUGCUUUCUCCUUCCUCAGUGGACCAGUCGCUUGGCGAUUUCCUUUGGCCUUUCAGUUUGUCUUCAUUUUUAUCAUCUUUGGCACUGUGCCCUGGCUUCCCGAAUCUCCUCGCUGGUUGAUUUCCCACGACCGCCUCGAAGAAGCCCAGUCGAUUGUUGCAGACAUUGAGGGCCUCGAUAUCAACGACCCCUAUGUCAUUACGCAGCACACCUCUAUCACUGCUGCAGUUCAAUAUGAGCGAGACCACAGUGUUACCUGGAGCCAGCUCCUCCGUGGUCAAACAGGAGACCAGAGAGGGACCGGGGCUAUCCGCCGACUCAUUCUAGGAGCUGGUGCCCAGGCUAUCCAGCAGUUGGCUGGAAUCAAUGUGACUUCAUACUACCUAACCACGGUCCUGAUUGACUCAGUUGGACUUUCUAACCGUCUUGCGCGCCUGCUCACUGCAUGCAAUUCGAUCUCCUACCUUUUGGCGGGCCUUUUUGCUAUCCCUAACGUUGAGCGAUGGGGUCGGCGCCAGCUGUUGAUGAUUUGCUCUUUGGGUCAAGGCGUGUGCUAUCUCCUCAUUACUGUGUUAAUUUAUUUCACCGGGAAGGAGGGAUACGCUCACCAGAAGGAAGUGGCUUCCGCCUCGGUCGCCUUUUUCUUUUGCUACUACCUUUUCUUCGGUUGUGGUUUCCAGGGGAUUCCGUGGCUCCUGCCUGUUGAGUUGAACUCGCUCAGCAUGCGAACCAAAGGAGCUGCUAUCGCUACCGCCACGAACUGGGCCUUCAACUUCAUGGUAGUAGAGAUAACGCCCAUUGGAAUCAAGUCACUGGGCUGGAGGUUCUACAUCAUUUGGACUAUUUUCAAUUUCAGCUUUGUGCCGGUUAUCUACUUCUUUUAUCCGGAGACCGCAAAUCGCUCGUUGGAGGACAUCGAUCGGUUCUUUAUCGAGAACGUUAGUCUACUUGUCAACAACAACCCUGACGCUACCUCUACCAAGCGUCCCUCCCGUUACGUUGAGCUUGAGCAGGAUAUGAUGACCCGUAACUUAUCGAUCUCCGAGGGAAAGGCUGACAUUACCCACAUGGAAACGGUUGAGGAGCCCAAGUCUGCGGUUUAA
Penicillium riverlandense is the source of this 1614-nucleotide messenger RNA. Its product is annotated as sugar porter family MFS transporter. The coding region runs from base 1 to 1614 and encodes 537 amino acids. The record is from RefSeq and is a predicted model, not a curated record. The transcript has 2 exons. NCBI's taxonomy places the organism in Eukaryota, Fungi, Ascomycota, Eurotiomycetes, Eurotiales, Aspergillaceae. Gene Ontology annotation, molecular function: carbohydrate:proton symporter activity. Gene Ontology annotation, biological process: transmembrane transport; carbohydrate transport. Gene Ontology annotation, cellular component: membrane.